CGGCCCUGCAGCCCGGCUUCAAGGCAGAGGAAAUAAAGGCGGCUCCGCGCUGCCCUCCUGGGGCUGGAGCGGCGCUUGGAGCCCGGAACAAAGCCGGCUCCGUGCCGCCCUCCCUGCGCUCCAACCUGCGCGCUGCAGCUGGGUUUUCAAGCCAAAGAAAAGAAAAUCUUCCCCUGCGCUACUUCCCUGUGCUUCCAUGUGGGCUUUGCAGCCGCGAGAGGAGGGCAGCGCGAGCACGAAAAGCGGCUCCGGCCGCGCACCUGUAGCUCAGGCGGGCGAGAGAUAAAAGCAGGGAGAGAAGAAAAAAGGCCUCGCUCGGUCGGGGCGGUACCGGAGCAGUGCCCGCGGCCGGGACCAGGCGAGUUCGCGCUGCUCGGGGCGGACACACGAUUCCCGGGACAUUGAUCCCAGCCCGGGGAGCGCGGCAGGCCCGGGAUCGGAGUCUCGCGUUUCUAUUGGCCAUAUUAAGGUCUCUGGUGAUUGGGUAGAGUUGUCACUUGGGCGGGAUCAGGGCCGCUCCGCCCUUCUUCGCUCUGAUUGGCCUCUGCCGGCGGAGGCGGGUUCAGGAACACGCCCUCCUCAUUUGCAUUCUGAUUGGCUGCUGAGAAACGGUGGGUGGGCUGCAGUCUUCUGAGUGCUGAUUGGUCCGACUUGGAUGCUUAGCAGCCCUCUUUAGCUGUUCGUCUUUGCGCGCGCGGGUCAGCCAUGCGCUGGGCCACGUCCCGCAGCUGGCCCGGGCCCCCGGGCGCUCCCGCAGCCUGUUCCGCCGACCACGGCGGGUCGUGAGGGAGACUGCGUUCCCCGCCCUGCGGGGCCUGUCAGGCUCUCUCCUGAGGUGGGUGGUGAGGGUUGAAGCUGCGUCUGUCCCAGUGCCCUUUUCUCUCCUGCUCCCGCCUGCGUAGCCUCCCUGUCUCCUCGACGUGCCGGGUGGUGGGCUAAGGGGGUGCGCGUGGGCCCCAGGAAGGACUGUUUGCUGCUGGGCUGACGCUGAAACCUCCCUCGAGCGCACUUGGCAAAACACACUUUUCUGUUUUAAAAAGAAAUGGAUAUGAAAAACCUGGUUCAGGAAGCACCACGAGACAUCGGUUCAAUUCUACCGGAGAGUUUGGGAUCUUUGGUGUAAAAUAAUUGAGAUUAUUGAGAACAGGGGAUUCGAUUCAUCUGAUGGUGUUAUUUAUUGCGUACUUACUUCAAAAACCUGAAACUAAAGACAUGUAUCCAAUCAGGAUAUGUUCGUGUGUGAUCCUGCUACUAUCUCUCACUCUGUCUCUAUAGAUGGGGAUGGUGAUAUAGAUAUGCAUGUAUUCUCCCGGAGCAGCCGGGAUUUCAAGCCAGAAAAAGUAAAAACCUGCCCUGUGCUGCUCCCUUGCUUUUGAACCUGGGCUUUGCAGCCAAGACAUGAGGGCAGAGAGAAAAAAAGACCCGGCUCGGGCCGCGCACCGGUUGCUCAGGCAGGGGGGAGAUGAAGGCAGCGAGAGAAGAACAAAGGCCCCCUCGUGCGCGGCGUAACUCGGGCAGUGCCCGCGGCGGACGCACGAGUCACGGACGUGGAUUCAGGGCGGGAGCGCAGCAAGGCCGGGAUCGGAGGCUCGUGUUCCCAUUGGCCAGCGUGAGGAGUGAGGCGAUUGGGUGGAGUGGCCGCUUGGGCGCAGUCACGACCACUCCGCCCUUCUUUGCUCUGAUUGGCCUGUGGCGGGGAGGCGGGACCAGGAACCUGACCUCCUAUUUACAUUCUGAUUGGCUGCCGGGGACUGGUGGGGGGGUGUGCGGGCUCAUGUGCGCCGAUUGGUCCGACUCCGCCCCUCAGCGGCCCCGCUCCGCUGUCCGCGUGCGCCUUACGGGUCCGCGGUGCCCGGAGCCCACGUCCCGCUGCUGGCCCGGACGCCGGGCGGUCCGCGAGAGCUGCGACCGGCUGUUGUGGCGACCACGUGCGGGAGCGCCCGGCGCGGCGCUGGUAACGGCCACGUGCUGCUCCUCGUGCCCCCGUCCUUGGAGCCGGCGUGUCAGCGAGGGGCCGCAGCCACAAAGAAUUGGGCCUUGGGGCCGAAGGGCCCCCAGGAGCUGUCAUGUCUGCAAGGGUCGCUCCAGGCACUUAGACGGGUGUGCGGGGCCUGCAGCGGUCCCUCGCAAACAGCCGAGGCGCCACGGGCGACAGAUGCAGAACUCAGCUGAGGCAUCCCAGUUCCUGGAAGCAUCCUUCUCAGGACAGAGGUCCAGUCAGGAGCUGGAUGAAACAACACGAUCGGACAUCUCUGAAAGACUGUCCGUGGAAGAUGUUGGAUGUUGAGUCUGAAACUGGCUCCACUGGAGCCCUUGAGACCACGAACUUAAAGGCCCACAAAGGUGAGGACCAGUGUUGCUUGGAACAUGAGCCAGUCAGCCUUACAGACCUGAGUCUAGGGUGAUGGUCACAUCUUGUGGCUGAGUAACUGUCCACUUGUGCAGUGGGUGAUGAUAACUUUAUUCCUUAUCUGUUUUGCUAAUCUACAAGGUGAUAUGCUUUAGGCAAGAUGGUUGUGAUUAUUUCUGGAAGAUAUGUCAAAGCAGUCACUUUUUAGCGAACAAACAGCCAACCUGUGUUAGCAGCACAAAUUGCAGGAAUGGGACUUGGACUGGCAUGUUCUCCAAGUAGGUGCGCAAAGAAAAGGAGCAAGCAAGGUGCAAUGUCAAAUACAAGGCAAAUAUGAAGUCAGUUUUAAGACUUAUUUUACCAAGUGUCCAAUAUUAUAACUGCUGAAAGCAAUGGGACAGUUGAGGGAGACCUUGCUACAGAGCUUUUGGGAACUGGUGAAACUACAAAUUGUGUGAUGCAAGAUAGUAAUGUAGCUUCCCUAAUGAAACAAAACAUGUCUAUGUAGGUGAAAUACUUGCUGAUGGGGAGAUGCAAUAGUCUAUAAAUGGCAUAUUUGGUUUUUUUUUUAAUUUUUGAGCUCUAGAGUCACAAUGAAGUCAGCCUUGUGCUGCAUGGAAAUACAAGUGCAGAUUUAAAAAAAAAAAAAAAGAUUGAUUGAUUGA
Molecule: messenger RNA, 3015 nt
Organism: Alligator mississippiensis (American alligator)
Lineage: Eukaryota; Metazoa; Chordata; Crocodylia; Alligatoridae
Exons: 3
Coding region: 1463-2287 (274 amino acids)
Source: RefSeq, a predicted model, not a curated record